AAUGGGGUCACGUGACACCUGUAGUAAUAAUACGCUCAGGACGGUCGUGAUCGGUUGAGACUUGGAAAAAAAUGUGAAUUAUUUGGAUGUUAACCGUGAACCUGUGAAUAUCUGUGUUUGUGAUGUUUCCGAUCGUGUGUGUGCUGUUGUCUCUUAUAGGGGUGGGGGAUGGCCAGGUCCAGCUGCAGCCAAACUGCCCCUCGGGGGAGGACAUCCUGCGCUGUAAGGGGGAAUAUGUGAGGGAUUUAGAAGGCAUUAUCGUCAACCCCCUCGAAGAGAUCUACACCACCAACACAUACUUCAUCAAACCGAUGGAAUGGACGUAUUAUGAAACACAGCAAAUAUGCAGAUUCAAGACCCAGUACAUAAACUAUCUGCUGUGCGCAAUAGAUCUGCGCAGACGGUGCAUGCUGCAGGACCAACGCCAAGUGUUAAUGUCUCGGGCCCGGAUCGAGCAGUCGAUCAACUAUUUGUGCAGCACCUAUAAGUGUGAUGAAUGCUCAAAGAUCUAUUGUGAUUACUGCUCAAGCGAUAGAUUAUUCCAGUACGACUGUGCACAGAGGAAUAUACCCCAGGUGAGGCAGUGCAUGGGGGAGUACGAGACGAUUCCACAUCACUCAACAACCCCCGACAUCGAGAAACGAACAUGGGAGUUCCAGAAUUACACUUGCAAAGUGAUCAACACCUACCGCAACUGUAUAAUCAAAGCCCACCACCCCUGCGGCUACUACACGAAGAACGUGACGGUCUGGGUCUCCUUGUUCGCCAGACCCUACAUCUGUUCAGCCACGACACACACCGCGUCCGUGCUAUUGACAAUAGGCAUAAUACUAUCAGCUGUCAUUCACAGAAUCUGUUAAUAACGUGUUUGGUUUGUUUUCAUCUUUGCUUUCAUAUUUGCAAUGGAAAAUUCACAAUUUGGUAUUGAUAUGAUGCUUUACAAUCAUUUUCAGUGACGGAACAGACUUUAUAAAAUACGUAUGAAAUGAUGAAGAAUAUCUCAGGUAUUUACGCUACAAGGUCAGAUGUCUCGUCUCGGGUAAAAAUUUGUUUCAUUGCAUAAAUAUAAUUGACUUUAUGGGGUUCAAACUCGGUUUUAUACUUUGUCGGAUAAGGGUAUAAAUCGCAAUACCCAGGGUACCUGAAGACUUUUUAAAUAUCUAUUUAUUUAAUUCGAUGAAAAGUGAUAAUGUUUGUGAUGUGUAAAGAAAAUGAUCUUGACUUGUGUAAGGGAGAUAACUCUUGUUGACUUCUUUGAAAAGAAUAGCGCUAUUAUAAAAAUAGCCUUAGUUACUUUAAUGGUAGACUGCUGGGUACGUGAUCUCAAGAUGUGAAUGAAACCGUGUUUUGUUUAUAAUAUUGUGUAUGUACAAAUAUCAAGGCUUGCUUUCUACAGUACUUGGCAAUACCAGUAUUAUAUAGAACGUUAGGACUAGAGUAUGUUACUCCAAUACUUGCUUUAGAGGGAGUCAACCCUUGAACUACAGGUGCUAGAUAGAUCGGUGAGACGUAGUGUAGUUUUUUGGUUUCCAUGGUAACGUGGUCACUUUCUUGAAUCUACGCGUGAAUGUGACACUUGAAAACAUGUGUUUUCUUGUUGAAGUAUCGAAUUUCGAUUAUUGUACAUAUAUCACCGCCAUGUUUUUGAAGAAGUGACAACAGUUGGUUCAGGUUUGUAUACUGUAAAAACAAGUGAUAAAAGUAUUGUUUUCCUACAUUCCCUUAAUAUUUCAAUAAAAGCAAAAAAGGAACAUAUUUACCAAGAUUAAACGAAGUUCAUUUGUACAUUUAACAUUACCAUAUACAUUGCAUUCUACAGCAAUAUUUUUGAGAAACAAAAUAAAAGUCUUUUAUUUCUUAGAUAAUUCGGUCAAUUUAUUUCCUUCUAUUUCAAACGAUUUUCUGAAUUCACCCAUAUGGCAAUUAUAAAGAAUUCUCACUUUUGCGUGCAGCUGUAUCAAUGAUAUUUUUGUAGAUAAUAUCUGGAUAUUGUGGUAAACUUUUGUAAAUCGUGAUGACAUUGUUCUUCCAAGUUGUUUUUCAAAACUCAGCAACUGUGCUUAUCUUCCUUUGUGAAAAAUGCAUCUGUACCUAUAAGGACAGGUGUACUAAACUCUCAUUUUUACAUCUUUUAUUAUUUAUACAAAUAAAACACCUUUUCAUUUAGGCAUGUCUUGUUAAAGUGUGUUCUCUGUUUCAAAUACUGGUUGUACAUGAUUUUAAUAUAUAUACAAACAUGUCUGUGUAUAUUUCCUGAUCGACAGUGAUAACACUUACUCGUGUUUUUAUCGCUUCUUUUGUUAAAGAUUCUCAUUGUAAAUAUAAGAUGAUGAUUGCCAUUUUUUUCGUGUUUCACAUCGUAAUUUUGGUGGAAACCGAAACUUCAAAAUGCAUGAAAUGAGAAAAACGAAAUUGCUAAUUCUUUUCACCCGGAUCAAUGGUAUUCUUGACUUAAAAUAGGGAGAAAAAAUGAUUGCAUUUUGUCAAUGUUAUAGUUUUGGUACUUCUCAAGAUUUAAAGAAAAAUCGGGUGAUAUGUGACGCGCUUUUGAGGUUUGGCUUUUUAAGAUGUUGUUUCCGUUCUUCUUUCCCCAAUAACUAUAGAUCGAUGGGCGAAACAGAAGAACAAUGCAAACAUUUCUUUAUAAAAAGUGAUGUCUUCACUGUUUUGUCCGUUGGAUGAAAUAAGGAAAACAGGAAAGGAAGUUUUUUAUAAUGACAACUUGAUUAAAUGGUUGCUUGCCUUACAAUAUUAACCCAUCAUGACCUACUUUUUUCAAGUUAUUUUUGUCAUUUCUGAUGUAAGUUAAACGAUUCGUCGAGAAGAAACAAUCCUACUCAAAUGUUUAAUAUACUUUCAUAUUUGUGAAACGUUUAGUCUGUGGAUGUUUAAAGCAAGAAAUCAAACAGAGUGUGUAAGCAUCCCGGAACUCCAUUGGUAAUCACUAGCUUUAUGUCCGGGCUGACGCUGUGCCUUGUUUUGUCCAUUCGCGGAAUGAAGGUACUGAUUACUGAUUGAGUCAAUAUCAAAACUGAUCUCAACAUAUAUCUGUACAUGUUUUGUCUGCACAAUAUAACGAGAACGCUUCAUAUGUAACAAAACUACCCAAAUUUCUACUUGUUUACUCUCCAAAAAGAUCUGCUUUUAUCUAACGUUUGCCCCGCACAUCAUUGAUGGUACAGGGUCUGUUUGAAGUGCGUUUCUCCAUCGUUUAGGACACAGUGUAUUCAAACCCGAGUAAUGAACGUGCACCACUUCCAUGUACCGUUAUCAGAUGCAAUCUCCAAGAAACGCAAUAGGUGUUGAAGUAUGUCUUUAUACUAAUUGUGCGAGUGGCGAGUGCCACCGGUAUGGCAGGACAUGCUAACCCUUUUCGCGAACGGGGGCACGGGUGGCCCAGUCGUCUAAGGCGCCGCGAUUCGCUGUGCAGAGUUGCGUCCCUUGAACAUGCCAGAAACCUAUGAUUGUGGGUUCGAAUCCUGGUUCGCCCCGAUUAUGUUUCUAGGUUUGUCAGCAACAUAACCGUGCUCGUGGGUUUCACCGGAGUGGUAAACGUCUGAGACCUGCAUCACUUCGGGCUUUCCUCCCACAUUAAGCUGACACGCCGUGAUAUGACUGGAAUAAUGUUAAAAGCGGCGUUAAACCCAACUCACUCACUCACUCACUUUUCGCGAACACCUGGUGUCAUCACUAAUUUUCAGUUAAUGGAGACUGGUUAUUCUCUGGCAUUGGCGUUUUAUAUUUAUUUGACUCAGGAAAUAUGCUGAUCAUGUAGAAUUUUAUUGCGUCAUAAAACAACUCUUAUAGAGGAUUACAGUAGGUGUCCAGUCUAGAUUUAGACGUUAUGACGUGAAGAAUCAGCAGAGGGUCAUAGCGGAGUUAGAACACAAUUGUAUGCUUGCUAGAACUAUCAUUUAAAAUGACCCCACUUAAGCAUAUCUUUCUACUGUCAGUUAAAACCGUUCGUUAAUGUUAACGGAAAGUGGCGAGCUGAUUUGAAUGAACCACCAACGUUAAGUAACGCGAAUCGGCUCAGUGAUAUUGCGCACGUAUCGUCACGCGGCGUUAGAGAUAUAAGUAGACAAGAUCCCAGUCAAGCAUUCAGCUUGGUCACGGAUUGAAGAACUGGUUACGCUCCUUGACUACGCGGCUACCUUGUCACUGUCACGAUCGAUGCAACGGACGAGGCAGUGACACAGACCAAACGAUGCACUCUUUGGCGAUGCCGAAAUAGAUUAUAUUUUUUCUUUAAUUUUAUGUCUCACUCAAGAAGAGUUUGAAUUUCCCAGGAAGCAAUUCAAAUGCACGAUCGGAAUUUGGACAGUUAGUAACUGUAAUAUCUUGCAAUUGGGCGAAAAGUAAUAAAAUCUGUGUAGCUAUUUCUAUUCUUAUUAAACCUUCUACAAGGAUUGAGUCCAGUGGUUAAAGUGUUCGCUCGUCAGGCCGAAAACAUGGGUUCGAUAACCCAUAUGGAUACAAUGUGUGAAGCCCAUUUCUGUGGCGGCCGAUGGAUUAGCCUAGUGGUUAAAGCGUUCGCUCGUCACGCAGAUUACCCGGGUUCGAUUCCCCACAUGGGUACAAUUUGUGAAGCCCAUUUCUGGUGUCCCCCGCGGUGAUGAUAAAUGCAAUGAUGUUUAAAACCAUACUCACUCAUUUCUGUCGCAAAACAUCCUUCUCUCACUUACUUUAAAAUACCCAAACAUGAAUUCAGUGGCGUUAAUUAUUACUUCGCGGAUUAAAAUACUCACAUUCUCCUUCCCCGUGUUUAAUCUUUGUUUGUUUAUGUUCUUGAUUUAAGAGUGUAGAUAUGUAUUUUACAGUUUCAGCUCUAUUUGUACAUAAGCAACUAAAAAUGUUCUCAUUUUAUAAAAAAAUCGAGAUGAUUGUCAUUUUGUAUGUACAGCAGAAUAUUUUUUAUUGUCCUGUUUGACAAAUAAAUCAUAAACUUAAUACU
Messenger RNA from Haliotis rufescens (red abalone), 4954 nucleotides. RefSeq lists its product as uncharacterized. The record is from RefSeq and is a predicted model, not a curated record. Lineage: Eukaryota; Metazoa; Mollusca; Gastropoda; Lepetellida; Haliotidae. Bases 123 to 860 code for a protein of 245 amino acids. The transcript has 5 exons.